AUGCCUGGUCUACCAACGAAUAUCGAUCUAGAUGAGUGCAUCUCUCGGCUCUACAAAAAAGAGCUGCUUGCAGAUUCGGUGAUCGAGGCAAUCUGCCUCAAGGCGAAGGAACUCUUGAUGAAGGAGAGCAAUGUGGUACAUAUUGCUGCUCCAGUCACUGUGGUCGGCGAUAUCCACGGCCAAUUUUUUGAUAUGAUCGAGAUUUUCAGGAUCGGCGGCUACUGUCCUGAUACAAAUUACCUAUUCCUCGUUUUGCUGAUGGAAGAAUCGACAGGCGAUUAUGUCGACCGUGGACUUUUUAGUGUGGAGACCAUCUCACUCCUCGUGUGUCUCAAGUUACGAUACCCUCAACGAGUGCACCUCAUCCGCGGUAACCACGAGUCGCGCGGAGUCACCCAAUCAUACGGCUUCUACACUGAGUGCGCGCGCAAAUAUGGCAACGCCAACGUCUGGCAUUACUUCACCGACAUGUUUGACUUUUUGACACUGAGCGUUGUGAUUAACGAUGAGAUAUUUUGCGUACAUGGCGGCUUGUCACCUUCUAUCCAUUCGAUUGACCAAAUCAAGAUUAUCGACCGUUUCCGCGAGAUUCCACACGAAGGUCCUAUGGCCGAUUUGGUCUGGUCUGACCCCGAUACAGAACGCGAUGAAUUCUCACUCUCGCCCCGCGGCGCCGGAUACACUUUUGGAGCGCAGGUUGUGCGGAAGUUCCUAGAGGUGAACAGCAUGUCCCACAUCCUACGCGCACACCAACUCUGUCAAGAAGGCUACCAGGUUCUUUACGAUGAUCGCCUGAGCACGGUCUGGAGCGCACCUAACUAUUGCUACCGCUGUGGAAACCUGGCCAGUGUGCUCGAAGUGAGUGACUCUGGCGAGCGGUUUUUCAACGUUUUUGAUGCUGCACCAGAGAACGAUGCCCAUCGCCUUGAACAGCUGGGUCAGCAGCAGCAGAGCAAGGAUGGCUCUGGUCCAAUUGUCGACUACUUCUUGUGA
Penicillium psychrosexuale is the source of this 993-nucleotide messenger RNA. Its product is annotated as serine/threonine-protein phosphatase. Bases 1 to 993 code for a protein of 330 amino acids. The record is from RefSeq and is a predicted model, not a curated record. Gene Ontology annotation, molecular function: protein serine/threonine phosphatase activity. The transcript is spliced from 3 exons. NCBI's taxonomy places the organism in Eukaryota, Fungi, Ascomycota, Eurotiomycetes, Eurotiales, Aspergillaceae. Gene Ontology annotation, cellular component: FAR/SIP/STRIPAK complex. Gene Ontology annotation, biological process: peptidyl-serine dephosphorylation.